Molecule: messenger RNA, 796 nt
Organism: Pimephales promelas (fathead minnow)
Lineage: Eukaryota; Metazoa; Chordata; Actinopteri; Cypriniformes; Leuciscidae
Source: RefSeq, a predicted model, not a curated record
CAAGUUUAGACUUUCAUAAUAUGAUGAAAAAUAUUACAUAUAUCAUUAUAUACUUUUUUGAAUCCUGAACAAGAAGGCAUUUUAUCUGUCCCUCACUGAUGUUCUGCACACGAGACCAUCUGACUUUCUUUACCUCAUAGUUUUAGUGAAGCAUGUUAACUGCUUUACUGCUUCAGGAGACAUUUUUUUCAGGAUGAUUUUAGAAUUUGUCAUGCUGUUUUUUCUCACGGACGUAACAGCAAAGUUUGGGACCACCCCGCAUCUUAAACAGAUUGUCAUCGGACGGUGUUAUGAAUAUGUAACCCUGGUUAAUCCCCACCCCAGGUAUAAUUGUGAGGAGAUAUGGCAGGAGUUUGAAAAGGCUGUGGUUAGGAGAUCACCCUGCGAUGUGAGAGUUAAAGAUUACCAAAAAAUGUUCCUGGCCAUCACUCAGAUUUUACCAUGUGGCAAGUUGCUCUUCUGGAGUAAGACGAGAGACCUCAUGCACAGCUAUGUAGCCAUCACAGGACCCUUCUGGACAUUAGAAGACACACUGGUGGGAUUCAUGUUCAACGAUCUGAUCUGGUGUGGACAGCAGGAGAGAGACAGAGGUUUUGACUACCAGUCCUGUCCAGAAUGGUCAUCCUGUUUGAACCAUCCUGUGUACUCACUAUGGAAGCAAGCUUCUCAGAAUUCCACACAAGACCAGAGGAACACAAGACAGGAGACCCUUGGGGGAGGGAUGGAGGGCCAGGCCAGUGUGGUGGAAGUGGAGACUGAGAAGUAUCAGAGAGCCAGGGCAGAGCAAGGAGGGUAG